UUCCCAAAGUCGGUGGCUGGUUUCCCCAAAGUCGGUGACAGAUUUCCCCAAAGUCGGUGACAGAUUUUCCCAAAGUCGGUGGCGGAUUUCCCCGAAGUCGGUGACAGAUUUCCUCAAAAUUGGUGGCAGAUUUCCCCAAACUCGGGGACAGAUUUCCUUAAAAUCGGUGACAGAUUUCCCCAAAUCAGUGACGGAUUUCCCUGAAAUCGGUGCAAAGUCGGUAACUGGUUUUCCCACCGAACCAAGCAUGUUUUCCAUAUGGAUCUACAAACUCUUUAUAUUUCCGCCUGUGUCGUCCUUUCUCUUCAAGCCACUGCAAAUGAAGGAAUUUCUCCGAGGACAACUGCAAACUUUGGACAUUAAUGUUCAUUGUUUUUCGGGCACACUUGCACAGGAAACCCUGGAAGUUGCUUCUCUUUAAACCUCAUUCUAGUGGAGGAACUUAGUGUUCACACUAUCAGUGGUACGUGCACAGAGAUGUGUAAAGACGCUCACAGAUUUUGCAUGGUCAACCUUCACUGCAGCCUCGGAAAGACAGGUCAACUAUUCAAAAACAGAAGGGACAUUCGCAUGAUUUGUUGCCAUUUGAUGAACUUUUCAAAGUUGUUUGAAUACUUCUGACUACACUUUAUGAAAUGUCCGGCUCACGCAAAUGGCGUGGUGCGCUCGCAUGUGUGCUUUGGGCAAGUGUGAUUGUAUGUUUUUUGACAACAGGGACAACAAGACAUCCACUGCGUUCAGUGAAGCUACGUGGUCUACCUCUUCGUGUUGACGUGGGCGAAGGAAAGGGGUUUUGGGCAGCCGUGCAGAAUGCGGCGAGUAGGAGCAAGACUGAUUGCCAGACACAUAUGGAGAACAUUGUUGCGCUUGCAGAAAGUCACAUGAAAUCCAGCAAAAUUGUUGACAGAGAUGCUGCGAUACAGGCUUUGGUGGUGUCAAUGCAAGAACCAGGAUUGGUGUUGGUGUUGGGGGGCAAAAACUUGGGCAAAACAUUUCUCAAAGGUGAGGCAAUCAAGAGAUGCAGAGAGAGCGAAAGGAACAUCGACAUCGUCUCAGCGGAUAUGCGGGAUGCUGAUAUGCUUGGCAAACCUUUAAUGACAGCACUCGACGUGCAACGCCAAAAAUCUCUGAAGUGGGCAACGCGGGCAACGGAACUCUUGCGCGCAGUGAUCGAGCAUAUUGUCACCAUGUUUGCAGAUAGGAGAUAUACAGGAGCCGGAAAAGCAGCAAAGGGUGUGCUGGAUGUUGUAGUCCAAGCAAAACAAAUAAACAUUGAAAACUUUAUUAACAAGACCACUAGGAGUGGUAGGAUCCCCAGUCUCAUUGUGGAUGAGGCAAAUUUGGCAUUGCCCGGACUAGGUGAAGAUGCGAACACGGCGGCCAAGUCAGCUCUACAAGCCGUCACAAAAUGGACGAAGCAGACAAAGCAAGCAAGUGUCUUGCUGAUAUCUUCAGAGUUUGGGUAUCCCUUCCGCCUGCAAGCUGCAGGGUUAGACUUCAGAGACAUCCGCAAAGUCAUUAUCAUAGGUGAAGUGCCACAGUCCGACAUGAAGAAGAUGCUGCAGGAUGAUUGGGGUAUGGACGCAGACUUGGCAGAGAUGUUCUACAACUACUUCGGCGGCGACAUUUACACCACCAAGCAGGCCUUGGAGAGCCUCAUUCGGAAGAAAGAUACCUUCGACCCCUUUGCCGUUGUGCGAUGUCCCGGGCUGCCUUCGUGUGUGGAAAAUGCAGCGGCCAGGGCUCACCUGGAGAACAUCGCCAAGCAAGGCUUCUCUUUGGUGAAGAAUGUUGAGACUGACGAAGGUGCAAGAAUGAUUGCGGAGAAAAACGUGGGCGGGGUCAUCGACAAGGAUGCCAUCACAUUUGGUUUGCCACCCAUCUUCACCGGCACAGACCGGAAAUGGGCUGUCAUCCCCUCGUCUUAUCAUAUGAAGCUGCUGAUUGCCCAUGAGCUCCAGAAUAUUCCUUUGCCAACAUCAGGUGGUACUGGUACUGCACCACCAGCUGUUUGGGUGAGACAAAUCCGCAAGGACUGCAGAGAAGUGCAUUCAAUGACUGUGUAAACACAUUUUGUUUCAGCAAAGUCGUUGCUCUGACCAAAGCAGUGCACUGAUCACUUUCGGACAGUUCGGUUGAAGACUAUUAUCGCCGUUCGUUCAGGUUCAUGCUCUUUUCCCGCAAAAUAAAGCGUGAUGAAGGGUAAGUCCACUGUGCAAGAUAAUACACUGUUAUGCUACGAACUUGGCCGGGUUCAGGACUUUUGGGGAGAAGAUUGCAGGGUCGUUCAUUCCUCAGGAUUUAUGAAAUAUGUAUUCUAAUAAUCUUCCUCAUUUUGAUAAAGAUGAUUUAGACUAAAGACUUUGUAUGAUUUUCUUCCACGCCCUUGUUCCUUUGCUGUGCCCUUUGGUAAGUAAAUGCGAGUAGCACACGGUUG
This is a messenger RNA of Durusdinium trenchii, 2437 nucleotides long. Lineage: Eukaryota; Dinophyceae; Suessiales; Symbiodiniaceae. The record is from the annotation of a GenBank genome assembly.